Messenger RNA from Asterias rubens (European starfish), 4756 nucleotides. Its product is annotated as TBC1 domain family member 9-like. The record is from RefSeq and is a predicted model, not a curated record. The transcript has 26 exons. Lineage: Eukaryota; Metazoa; Echinodermata; Asteroidea; Forcipulatida; Asteriidae. The coding region runs from base 77 to 4087 and encodes 1336 amino acids. Gene Ontology annotation, molecular function: calcium ion binding.
AGUUCGGAAGGAACGUCAUUUAUUCCCAAAUGAAUUCAAGUUUUUCUACUUGAAUCCUAAACGGAUCGCCUGAAAAAUGUGGGUGAGGCCUGAAGAAGUUUUGCUGGCAAAUGCUCUAUGGAUAACACAACGAGCCAAUCCUUACUUUGUUCUUCAACGGCGUAAAGGUCACGGCGGAGGUAGUUUGACCUCUCUCUUCAUCGGUACCUUAGACUCAGUGCUAGACUCUAAAGCUCUGCCGUAUCGCAUUCUACAUCAGACUCCAAACACUGAAGUCAGCUACACUGUUGCCACUGCUGUACACAAUAAAGACAUCAAUGUUCAUUGGGAAUGGCUGGAACAGAAUCUGAUGGAAACCCUGGGUGCGUUUGAAGCUGAAGAGGACAUUACAGAGUUUGUGAAGUGUAAAAUAGAAAGCCUGGUUGCGAAUUUAGAAACGGCUGAAGAAUCCCCCAAAGAAGUUGAUGAAGAAAGCAAGGCCUUCAAGUCAGCAUGUGAGAAAUGGCAUCGACUCUUCAAAGUGCCUGAAGAUGAAAAGCUCGUCAACUAUUAUUCAUGCAGUUAUUGGAAGAGUAAAGUCCCUCGGCAGGGUUGGAUGUACCUCAGCGUGAACCAUCUCUACUUCUACUCAUUUCUAAUGGGCACCGAGGCGAGAUUAUUCAUACGCUGGACUGACGUCACGCAUCUUGAGAAAAGCAAUGCAGUUAUUUUCCCAGAGAGCAUCAAACUAUCGACCCGAGACCUGGAUUAUUACUUCUCGAUGUUCGUUCGUCCGAUGGAGACGUUCGGACUGAUGGAGCAACUUGCCAAUAUCGCAAUGAGACAACUGCUCUCUGAAGAAAGCUUUGAGCAAGACAAAGAUCUUCCAACGAGAACGAGAAUCAACAAAAAGAAGAAGAAAGUGUCAUCCUUGAAGAGAGACCUGGAUGCUCGGCUAAGGAGUGAAGCUUACAGACAAGUAUUUCGUCUGCCUAGCAUUGAGAAACUGGAUGGUAAUGUACCAUGUACUCUGUGGACCCCAUACAACAAGACACAUGUUAAUGGUGUCCUCUACCUGUCACGUAACUACAUGUGCUUCGCUAGUAGGUUGAAGAACCUUGUUCAUGUUGUGAUUCCAAUGCGUGAAGUCACCGUCAUCGAGAAAGUUGAGAAUUCAUCUGUGAUUCAGAAUGGAUUACAUGUUUCAACAAGAUCAAAGAUGACCAUUUUGUUUGCGUCGUUAAGAGACAGAGAUUUCUUGGUUCAUCACAUCGCAGACUUCCUCUCCAAGACAACAGAAAACACAAGGCAUCGCAGUGACAGUGUGUCCAUCGGUUCCAAUAGUAGCAACAGUCUAGUGGAGCUACCGGCUAAAUCCCUGGCACAAAUUAGCAGCAGCUUAGGGAGUCUAGGAAGUACCAGCAGUAACACCAGCAACAAAUCAGACCACAUGUCAUAUUACACCAUGGUAACUAAUGAUGAUGAUUUUAGUUUUCAUUACGAUACCAACGAUCUCUCAAACAGUUUGUCGGUCCAGUUGCAGCCGGCGUUGAUCACGUUGUUCAAUCGACGAGGAUCGGACGAGAUUUCUGUCAAGGAGUCCGUCAAGACGCACUUAUGGGAUAUUCACUUCAAGGAGUUUGGAAGGGGGGUAUCGAUGUAUCGGACUGUUGACACCCAGGAAUUGAUUGUUAAGGGAAUUCCAGAGGGUCUACGAGGCGAAAUCUGGCUACUCUUCUCUGGUGCUGUCAAUGAGAUGGCGACCCAAGCUGGUUACUAUCAGUCUUUGGUGGAGCAGAGCCUAGGGAAAGACAGCAUUGCGACUGAUGAGAUCGAACGAGAUCUUCACCGAUCCCUCCCAGAACACCCAGCCUUCCAAUCAGAGCUUGGUAUUGCUGCGUUACGACGAGUCUUGACUGCCUACGCGUAUAGGAACCCAAGUAUAGGUUACUGUCAAGCCAUGAAUAUUGUGACCUCUGUCCUCCUACUGUAUGCAAAUGAGGAGGAAGCAUUCUGGUUGCUAACGGCGAUAUGCGAGAGACUACUACCGGAUUAUUACAAUACGCGUGUUGUUGGCGCCCUCAUUGACCAAGGAGUUUUUGAAGCUCUGACCAAGGAAUACUUGCCAGAUUUAUACACUAAGAUGGAGAAGCUUGGAAUUCUCAGCAUGAUCUCUCUGUCAUGGUUUCUUACCAUCUUCAUCAGCGUCAUGCCGUUUGAGAGUGCAGUCCAGAUCAUGGACUGUUUCUUCUACGACGGAGCCCGAGUCAUUUUUCAAAUCGCUCUCGCAGUUCUCAGCACCAACUACGACCAGUUGAUGAAGUGUGAGGACGACGGAAUGGCCAUGACCGUGUUGAGCACGUACUUGGAGAGUGUUCGUAACAAAGACACUUCAAUGCCCCAUAUGCCUCAUACGUCAACACUGGGCGGGAUGACCAUCAAUAGAAAGCCAGAUGUUGACGUCUCAGACCUCAUCCACAGCGCGUACUCCAAAUACAGCUACAUCCGCACCGAUCAGAUCAAGAAGAUGCGUCUCAAUCAGCGACUACGUGUCGUACAGGGGCUCGAGGACACCGCUCGACGGACCGUCGUUCGUAGUCUAGCUGGAGAGGUGCCAUUCAAUACACAAGAACUAGAAGAGCUGUAUACUAUCUUUAAGGAGGAAUAUUUAUCUAGUAACAUACUAAGUGGAACACCAGUCCUCGACCAAACACAGCAUUUCCUGACAACUUUUAAAAUUGAUAUCGAGAAGUUCCGGACGUUAUUUUUGACUUUCUCGCCGUGGGCCUUUGGGACUCAGGCUGACCUGCUCGCUAUCAGGGCAUUCAGGCUUCUAGACGAAGACAGAGAUCACUUGAUCAACUUCCGUGAGUUUUCUUGGGGUCUAGGCAUCAUGUGUCGAGGGGAGUUACCAGAGCGUCUACGUCUUCUCUACAACCUCCAUCUGCCUCCAGCUCUCCUCCCUGAAGACAUGGAGAGUGUGUCUGGAGACACUCAGACUGAUGGAGACAGUACCGUCGGCCAACCCUCCCCAGAGGAACCAGACGAAGCAGAGGCUGCCCUCGACGCCGUCGAGUAUUUUGAAAACACUCUCAAGACGCCUACCUCAGAACAUCCUCCAGAACCGAUACCAAUCUGUGAUAGUGCAGACAAGACUCAAUCCUCGCCCGAAAACUCUGAAGACUUGUCAGGGCAAACUUCUUCCGAAUCAACCUCAAAGACCCCACCUACAGAGGAGGACAAUGAAGAGGAAGAAACAAAAGGAGACGUCUUUGAUCCGACGGGAGAUGAACUUCAGACUGUCUUGCUGGAAGGAGAACAAUCCACAAAUAAAAGAGAUGAGAUGGAAGCCGAGAGGGAGGGGUACCGGUUUUAUCUUCGGAAGUGGGAGGAGGAGAAAGAAGAAGCCAAAAGGAAGAAGGGGUACAAGCAUGUCCCCCGAAUAAACCAGGACCAAUUUAUUCAACUCUUGAAGACGAUGUACGACAUGUUCGUCGAACAUCCCAAGGAGCAACAGCUUUACCGUGCAAUCGCCACCGUUGGCUCUCUUCUAUUUGAGCUCGGAGAGGUCGGCAAGAAAUUCAAGAAAGGAACUCCGACUCAUAGUGCAGCAGAGGUCAUUGCAGCCUCAGAGGUCACUGAAGGGUCAGAGGUCGCUGGUAGUCAAGAAGACUCUUUGCUUGGUGAGGUAGGGAAGUUGCAAGAUAUGUCAGAGAAAGUGGCGGGCGGUGAUACUGCCAACCAAUCUUCUGAUGAUUUUGAACUUGUCAAUAUGCUUGCAGAUGUUCAGAUGGUGUCCAAUGAUGCUGCAUCAGGGGGUACUACACCUAUAUUGGUACAUCCCGGGGGUGCCACUCCUCAGCUGGUGACAGGUGCUGGUGACUCCCCAAUGAGGCUUCAGAGACCAGGAUCGCUGACCGGUCUCGAUAAGAACGAACCGGCUUGGGAGAUUACGUUCGAACAGUUUUUGGCGUCGAUGCUGACAGAGCCUGCCAUUGUGGAUUUCUUUGAUGAGCGGCCCAACGUGAUUGGUCUGGUGGACGGCUUCAGGCAAGGACGUUCUCUCCAACGACAAACCAGCGAGCUGAGUUUCUCUAGUUCUACUUGAAGCCACGCUGCUGAAGUAGACUCUUAGGGCCUUGUCACACGAGGCAACUUUUACAGUCAACUUGGAGCAAGGAAAGGAUCCUAGUUUAAAAUGAAUCAUAAAUGAAAUGGUAGCACAAGAUAUUAUUUCUUCCAUUUUAAAGGCUGCAUACGUAUUACUCAAUGUGAAGAUCCAGAAAAAUUGCCAUAUAAAUAGAACACAGAGAGUUCUGACUCGGCUGUAGUCUGUGACAGCUUGUGAACGCCCUCUAUGUCAGCUGAGGGAAUAGCCAGACAGAACCCCAAGCCAAAGGCGAAACCUAAGCCGGAGCCAUGGUUUUGAAAAAGAUCAUAGAUAUUGUCAACAUGAAAGCUCCAUUGUAAACUCUACCUACUUAUUUACACAUGUAUACAUGUACAGUACAUGUAAAGGCCAUCAUCUUCAUCAUUGUGCAAAGACUUGCGUGCAUGGCCGCCUCGUCCUCAUAUUGUUAUUGGGGCGCACUCCUGGAGUGGUCGCCAUCACCUGCUCUCUUUCAAUCGCUGCUCUUUUCAAUCGGAUGGCAUGGUUGGCUUGUGCGUAAAGCCCUCACUUCUCACCAAAGUGACCCCGGUUGAUACCCGGCCAGGGCCAUAAUAAUAAUUAUGUGAGUUGAAGUGUGCGUUGGUUCUCUGCUGUGCCACAAGGGCU